AUGACGCAGCUCGCUGAUUUUCGCUUCUUCAGAUUCAUAAUCCCCAACAUGGAGAAUCAAAUUAGAUUGCCGGUGCCCUUCUCCAACGUUGUACGGAAUAACAUGAGGAACCCCGUCGAGGUAAUCACCACAAACGGUCAGUCGUGGAGCAUCUUGUGGGUUGUGGAGGAGGAGCAUCCGCAUCAAAUCGUAUUCACCGGCGGCUGGCGAGCCUUUUACGAACACUACCACCUGCGAAUCGGUGACUCAAUGCUGCUAUCGUAUCACCAACCCAAGUUUUUCUAUGUGGCCAUCCACGACACAACAUACUUCGAGAUCAACUACGGAAGAAACUUGAGAAACGGAAGUCUUCCGGCAAUACCCGCACAUGGCAACUAUACAGUCCGGUUCUUCACGAUAAUCCCGGUGAACGCCCCUGAUACACUGAAGCUCCCGCUAUGGUUCUCCCGGGAAUAUGGCCGGUCCCUACCGCGACCACUGACCCUAACCACGCCUACAGGACAUCGUCAUCGCGUGGGCUGGAAUAUGCAACCUAACGGGAGGAUCGUGCUUCAUGGAGGAUGGGACGGUGUCCGGGCACGCUAUGGCCUAAGGGAUGAGUGGCUUGUGCUGUUCCGUUAUCACGCCGUUCAGAACACAAUGUACGUCAUGUUCUUCAACGGCCAAACAAUGGAAAUCAACUACUUCGCCCAUGCCGGCCCCGGGACGGACUCCACUUGUAUAACCGAUCCGUCGGCCCCCAGGUCAAGGCACAUAGCCGAUGGGUUCAGAUCGCCCAAUCCGUUCUUUGUAAGUCCAAUCGUGCACCGCCUGGCAAACCGUUUUCUCCCGAAUGUCCCCCCUCUGCCGGGAGUAUGCGAGGAUAGCCCAAUUACGAUUACCAACGACAAGGGCGCGUGGACCGUUCGGUAUACGCACUAUGUCGGGAAGACGAACGGAUGCUUUGGAAUUGGCUGGUCUGCCUUAGCAACUGCAUGCCAACUAAGACACGGCCAUGUUUGUGUCUUCGAACGGCUUGCGCCGCAAGAAUACCGGCUGCAUAUAUAUUGA
Messenger RNA from Arachis stenosperma, 1050 nucleotides. RefSeq names its product B3 domain-containing protein REM14-like. The coding region runs from base 1 to 1050 and encodes 349 amino acids. The record is from RefSeq and is a predicted model, not a curated record. Lineage: Eukaryota; Viridiplantae; Streptophyta; Magnoliopsida; Fabales; Fabaceae. Gene Ontology annotation, molecular function: DNA binding. The transcript is spliced from 5 exons.